UGUGCCGGCUAUGUUAGCUAAUGGCUAAUAGAUGCUAGCCACCUCCUGAAGUUGCCCAGAGGAGCCAAAUAAGUAAAAACCAAACAGGCAAGUUUGUCAGCAACCAAGAAACGUUGGAGGAGAUGGUUGUUAAUCUCUGUCUGCCACCCUUUUGUACAACAGUUCAUUGCAACAAGCUGUGUGCAGAUGGCUAUGAUGUCACAAACCUCGUGUCAGCCGACCCAGCUCUCCGGAGGCGGGGCUUCAAGCUUGAAUACUUUUUACGUCCACCUGUACAGGUGACGUUGAAGUUUGGCUUCCAGGUGGAGCUGUGCAGGGUGGAUGUGGAGCUGUGGCCCUGGGGUAUGGACAAGGGCCAGGCCUGCAAGAGACUGGAGAUCAGCACCAGCUCUGAUUCGCUUCCUUCCCAGAAUUUUGCCCAAGGCGAGGAACGGGUUCAACAGGUAAAGGACCAGAAACAGAGCAGAGAAAAACAACAAGAGCAGAACAGUAAAUCACACCAGAGUAAUGGCCACCAGUGGAGACUUCAGGCCCAGCAGUGGGGUGAAGAAGCUCCAGAUGAGCCUCAGCAAAGAGGCCAUGCGUUCAAGCAUCAGUCAAACACCGAAUCCAGUAAUCCUGAACCAGAGUUUAAACUGGUAGGUCGUUGCGAACUUAGGGAGGAAACUCAAGUCUGUUUCACACGUUCAAAUUUUCGCCCCCGGCCCCCAUUCCUCUCCACACCACUCCCACAACCUACGAACUGUCGGCAAGAGGAGCUAUGGAGUCGGGGUCUGCUCUCAUUAGGUGCUGUGACACAGCUUCGUGUGACUGUGCCGUUUGGUGGUGCAGCGUCUGCUAUGGGGCUCAAGACUUUGGCUGUGUGGGGACAACCUGCUCGCUGCUGCCCUGCAGAAGAAGUGGAGAGGAUUAAAAGAAUUUACGAGACCAGUAAAAGACAGCUGCCAAGACCCAGGUUGUUUGGCCCUUCUGUCAGCCAGACAAAACCACCCCUGCAAUCAGCCACACCUCCAAGUGAUCUUUCCAUCCCAGAGGAGUUCCUCGACCCGAUAACCCAGGAGGUCAUGAUGCUGCCAAUGCUGCUGCCCAGCGGUGUGUCAGUGGACAACACCACUCUGGAGGAGCACCAGAAGAGGGAAGCAACUUGGGGUCGACCCCCAAACGAUCCCUUCACUGGCGUCCCGUUUACUUCAACCUCACAGCCUCUUCCUAACCCCCAGCUGAAAAGCCGCAUCGACCACUUCCUCCUGCAGAACGGGAUGAUGAGGAGGGACGGGAUGUUGGGGAGACAAAGGGAGGCAGAGAAUCCACAGGCCUCAAGACUGAUAGCCUCCAAAGUAGAUGGACAGUCCCAGUACUCUCUAUGUCUCAGUGAAAGCUCAAUAAACAAUACAGAAAUGGAAGACACUGGAUUAAGACGUUCAUCAAAUAAUGGCAAUCACACAUUUAACUCCCAGCCUCUUACUACAGAGAGAAAAUCAGAGUUAGGGAGGAGAAAUAAACGAGGUCUAAGUGGAAUUUCCGAAGAAUCAACGGAAGAUUUGACAGCUGAGAAGCAACUACUACCUCAAACAAAAAGACCAAGAAAUGAUGCAGUUUCAGACCCCAGCUGCAGCUCUCAUGAGCAGCGUUUGUCUGCCAGUCUGGAUGAGGCCCUCUUCUCUGCCCUGCAGGGCCGACCGUCCUUUACCUCAAACUUGUCUCAGCAGAGACGGGUUGGUCCUGACUCAGAAACACUGAACACCUCACAGUGCGGUCAGACUGCGGGCACUUCAAGCAUUCCAACAGGUGAGAAGACGUGCUCCGCAUGUUCCCAUUCAGUUUCCGUCUACUCCAAAUCUGCAUCAUCCAUCUACCGUCUAACCUGUGGUCACUUGCUCUGCCAUUCCUGCCUGCGGAGGGAGUCACAAACACUAAACUCUGUCACUGUAUCAACAUCCAAUCACAUCUUGUGUCCAGCCUGUCAAAGCCCUUCCCCACGCAGUGACAUCAUACGUGUGCAUCACUGACAGCUGCUGUGACAAGGCAAACCUACACCUUCAAAGGCCAGUGAAGAAAUGAGGAGGAUUGAUCUCAAGGUGAAGACAGGAUUGUCCAGAUGUGGCUUUUUAGCAUCAGGACCAUGUUGAACUCAGAGUGGGGAAACAAAAAGAACAACUGAUAAAUUGUACACUUAACUCAAAUAGUGAGCACAGUAACUGCAGGAAGUUUGUGUAAAACAAGCAAUGUGGAUUGUCAGCAGAUUAUUUCCUGUAAAUCUUGUUUUCCUAAUAAUUUUUGGGACCUUAAUACAUGAUUCUCUGCAUAUCUAUGUCUGUAUUGUGUAUUUUUUUUUUUUUACUUAUUUGUAAUAAUCAUACAUACUUAAUAAGCUACUUUUUGACAACUUCAGUGUCUUCUUCUCCCUGAUGCUUGGCCAUUGUUCUAUCAGCUCUUUGGUUGGUUUUACCGUGUACUUUCCUAAUGCAGGACGAGACUGUUUAGCUCUGUGAAUACAGCCUGUGUCCAGGUCUUCACUGUGCCCUUAUUGUGUAAAAUUUAUAUCUUGAAUGAUAAUGUCAACUUUAAAAAUAACAGUUUUAUUUAGUUUUCUUCACAGAAAAUAUGAUAUAACGACUAUGUACGAUAUAUCGAUAUAUUUACAAGAAAGAUAUAAAUUUAGACAACAUUGUUUACAUCCAUAUAGGGUCAAGUUGCGUUACAUGACACAUACCAGUGUGCAUCUCUCCUCUCACACUCUCCACACAGCUCCGCCCCACUCACUCACUCACUCACUCACUCACUCACUCACUCACUCACUCAGAAGUUUUCCAUCAACACUUAGAGAUACACAGAGCUGCUCUGCUGUUUAAUCUGUCUGUUAAUUUGUCUACAGUGUGACAUCAGUCUGUAUGUUGCACGUGCUAUGCUAAAUCAGUCUGUGAGAUGAAUGAAAUCACCGCAGCACACGUGCAAUCCAGCGCUGUGCUGCUCGUUUUUUUAUUGCACAUCGCCAUUCCUCUUGAUAGUUGUAGUUUGAAGUUUGAAUUUUAUUUUAAUCACAGUCUGUUUUUAUAAAAGUGCACAUCUCAAAUGUGGUUUUGACUUGCAACUGAAAAACAUGUAGCCCAUUUUGUAGAAUAAAAUUAUCAUCAGUAAUGACUAAGUGUUAAAGGCAAAUAAUAGAACAGUCUCGAAAGUUCAGAAAAUUACACCAAUUUACUGAUAUUACGCCAUCCAAAAUCUAAAACAAUAUCUAGUCUCACAUCACAAUAUCGAUUUAUUGCCCAGCCCUAAUAGAAUGUGCCAGUAAACCCGGAACUCCGUUAGCACUUUUAGCACUUCCGGUUCUCUCGUCUAAAAGUCUACGUUUUUUGAAUGGGAUUUUGGUAAAAUGCCUCAAAUAAGGUCUGUGGUUAACAAAAGCUUAAGUGAGUUUCAGGUUUUGUUCUAUGACAUAAAACACGUCAGUAAAUACCCUACUUGUGAAUUUUGAAGCUUUUACGUGUCGUAAAAAAGGCGGUUGCUAACAAGUUGCUCAAUACGACUACAAACCCUGUCAGGGACAUUAAACGUCAUCACCCCCGAACAGGCGAUAGUGCUGGCAGUCCGCCAUUACAGCUUCUUAUUUAGCUUAAACAGUCUGAUUUCCCCAUUAUACAAUGUUUUUAAAAUAAAGCGGCCAAAAUCAGUUGAAAGCUUAGUGGCGGUGAUGUUAGGGUCAUGUGAUCGUGGAGUAGUCAUGUAGUCCGUUAAAGCCUAACGUUAGCUUUUUACUUCUGGCGAUCGCAUUUAAGCUUUAAAUGCGGUAUGAAAGGUGUUCAUAUGUGAAGAUUAUCUAGCUGAACAAAACCUGUAAGUAUCAUAAACUUGUGUUAGCCACAGAGCUUAUUUUCUGACAUAAUCCAAAACGCAAUGCAAAAAUCACAUUCACUUUGUCUUCCAGGAACCAGCGCGAUGCUAAACUUUGGGUUUUGACGUCAGCCCUGGCACACUCUAUUUCUUAGAACGUUCUUGGACCUGUGACGUCGCUAAAUCAACUUGUAAUGUCACUCAAAGCAAAGACCUUUACAGAAAUCUUGCGUAAAAGACUGUUUAAAGAAAAAUGUUCUCUUCUCUACCACCCUCCUCCGCAUCUUAGCCAUUUCAUUGAGUAGCUGCAGCCUUGGUUAUGCAGCCUUUGUACAAAUGCUGGAUGUGUAGAUGUGUCGAGGACGCACAAAGAGAAGGUUGAGGGACAUGAGUACUGAGAGCAAGAGGCCAGAAGAAUGAAAGUAAAAAUGAAGUUCACCCAAGGAUGUGUGGUCAUUGUGAGGAAACACACCGGGUCAAGCUCAGCCCUCCCCUCCACUCACUGCUUAACAUUCAUUCCAUUCUUGGUAUAGGUUUUGUUUUAUUGAGAGUAAUUGCAGGAGGAAAAUAUUAAUAAUAAUAAUAAUUUAAAUACAUUUUUGAUCAGUAAAUAUUAAAGUGAAUACGCUGGUAUGAAUUUCCACAAUGGCAAGUGUUUAUCAGGCAGCACUGACAAGCUGAAUUUCUUUAAAAUCGCUAUUAUUCAGUCAUGUUUCUCUUAUUCCGCUGACUUCCUCCAUCUGCCACCACAUUCUGAUUCUAGUUUUAUUUCUUUUCUUUAUUUAUGUUACUGUUUACUGUAUUUUCCUUUGAGAUGCAGUGUUAGGAAAUAAAUAUGUGCACA
Molecule: messenger RNA, 4675 nt
Organism: Epinephelus moara (kelp grouper)
Lineage: Eukaryota; Metazoa; Chordata; Actinopteri; Perciformes; Serranidae
Gene: ubox5
Product: U-box domain containing 5
Exons: 7
Coding region: 123-2009 (628 amino acids)
Biological process (GO): protein polyubiquitination
Cellular component (GO): nucleus
Molecular function (GO): ubiquitin-ubiquitin ligase activity; ubiquitin protein ligase binding
Source: RefSeq, a predicted model, not a curated record